Messenger RNA from Gavialis gangeticus (Gharial), 2923 nucleotides. RefSeq names its product leukotriene C4 synthase-like. Gene Ontology annotation, cellular component: nuclear envelope; endoplasmic reticulum; membrane. The record is from RefSeq and is a predicted model, not a curated record. Gene Ontology annotation, molecular function: leukotriene-C4 synthase activity; glutathione transferase activity; enzyme activator activity. Bases 259 to 696 code for a protein of 145 amino acids. NCBI's taxonomy places the organism in Eukaryota, Metazoa, Chordata, Crocodylia, Gavialidae. The transcript has 6 exons. Gene Ontology annotation, biological process: leukotriene biosynthetic process.
AGAAUAAAAUCCCUCCUCUUCUAUUGUUUAACAAGAGCAGCAGCUGGCCUCGGGAGCAGUUUCUUGAGCACUCACAACAGGGAAGCCAGAAACCUUCCAUUUUUGGGCAUUCGGCUCUGGACCCAGCAAGUUCUGCCAGCACCCAGCCUUCCUGUCUGCCAGAGGACCCUGACUCUUGAUCAGAGCAGAGAGGAACCGAGGAGAGGAGACAUCAAGCAGGCAACUGAUCUCCAGGGCCCAUAGCCUGGAAGAGUCAACAUGCUGGAGCAGAUUCAUCUUCUGGCUGCUGUGACAGUUCUGGGUGUCUUAGAGCAAGCUUACUUCAGCCUCCAGGUGAUCUAUGCCAGGAGGACGUAUGGCAUUUCUCCUCCCAAAGUUGCAGGGCCCCCAGAAUUUGAGAGGAUCUUUCGAGCACAGGUGAAUUGCUCGGAGUAUUUCCCCAUCUUCCUGGCUGUUCUCUGGCAGGCUGGCCUCUUCUUCCAUCAAGGUCUGGCUGCUGUCUGUGGCCUGCUUUACCUCUACGCACGCUACCUCUACUUCACAGGGUAUAAGGAGUCUGCCUCAGGAAGGUUAGUCCCGAUGUACUUCAACGCUGGGUUAAUCUGGAUUCUCACUGGACUGUCAGGAGCUGGGAUCCUGCACUCUCUGCUCUCUCACUAUGUGGGGCUGAACAUCCUGUGGCUCAUGGACUUAUGAGAAAAGCAUCUACCUGGGCAAAGCCUUGCCUUCUCUGCCACACUCACAGGUGCCCGCUUCAUCCUGUCCUCAUGCUGUGUCCUGUACCUCUACUAACAGAUUUGCUGUGCCCAGCCCUGCCUUCCCGUGUAGGGAAUGUCAGCUCCCACAUUUUGAGCACAUCGUGUGUCGGCUCCCUGGAACUGGCAAGAGCUGCUAGGGAAACACUGGAGUGAAGUCAGCCAAGGCUGCCCUCCGAUAAGUGGCCAUGAGGAACGUCCCUGGGUGGGGUGGCAGAACCCAGAGGAAGUGUGACAUGGGGCACUAGAGGGGAUGCCCAAGGAGGCUUUCAGGGAACACCUCCCUGCCUCUCAGCUGCCAGCUCUGCUGUCUCUCCAGACCUCACCUCUUUUUGCAGAAGCUACAGCACUGGGAAGGGUGACCCUGCUGGGUGCCAGUGCUUGUAAGCCAGGUAAUUUAUUGCACGUAUCUGAAAGGUGUUUGCUGUGUUGUUUUGACCAUCUGUGGAGCAGCCACAGGAUGUCACCUCAAGUUACCCAUUUAUUCUGACACCUGACUUGCAGCAGAGCUUCUGACCUGCUCUAAGCACAAGAUGACUUAGUCGGGCUUUUUGGCAUGCUCCUGCCACACAGUGCAUCUAACUUGUGCCCUGCAUGACCUUUUAACUAUGACUUCCCCUGCUUUUGUUUCUUUGUUCUGCUAACCCUGGGAGUCAGGCAAGAUGAGAGAAGAAUGAGGAGAAUCCAAAGGCAGGCAGUGGAACUAGCUGUGUUGUAACCGAGGCCCAUAUAAAGAGGCAGCUUUGAGCUCCCAGUUUGGAAUAGACAGACCGAAGGUGAGACUGUCCUCCAGACUGGGCAGCCAUGCUGUGACUUCCCUGUGUUGGGCUGAUUCCUCUUUGAUUAGGCAACCAAUAGACCCAAGACAGCUGGUGAUCUGAGCUCGCUCACUGGGAACACGGUUCAUGAGCUAAUAGUCCCUUGCCUUGAUUCACAACAUCAGGGUGACACUAUAGAGAGGACAUGGGUGCUGGAUGCCAAGUGAUCAAUCUCAGGGGCAGUUUGGGCCUUAAGCCUAUACAGAAAACCAUCAAAACUGUAUGCAAUACAUUGGUGUCACGCGGCUUUUACUUUGGGGUCUGGGACGGAAGCCUUUAUUUCAAGAAAUCCUGGUUCAAAGAACUGCAACUUUGCCUGACUAAGGCAACCCCAGACUCUCGCAAGACAGAGGAACUGCAGGACUCCCCAGGUGAUUGCUCAUGGGAGGAUUUCAUUCCUCAAGAGCCGCCCUGGCUCUCAGGGUCACAUCUGAGGCAGGCAUGUGAGAAUGCUUUUGGGUGGGCUCACAGACACAAGAACCUUGUAUGCUCCUGAGAAGAAUUUAUAUGGACCGGAACAGAUGGCCAUAGGCAUGUUUAAGCUGUGAGAUGGCUGGCUUAGGGCUCUCAUAGAAAUUAUUCUCCUUACUACAUGGCUCAAGGGACCUAAAGAGAGUUAGUCAGUACCCCUGGCAGAAAAUAACACCAUCACUUAAUAACUAAUAACUGCUGAGCUUGGCUGGGCUUUUCUGUUAAUAAGGAUGACUGUAGCAGUUUUGAUGUACAAGUCUCAAACAAUUAUUGCACAACAAUAUAUAUGUAAAGUAGUGGCAAUAAAAUGACUGUGAGAUCAUUGUGUCGUGUCCUCCUUCCCAGGCUGGCGUGCAGCACAGAACAUUCACACCUGACUGGCUAGUGGGUGUUGGCCAAAUCACAUCUGAUCCCUGCCUCAGUUUCCCUGCUAUAAAAUGGGACAGAAGAGAUGUCUUAUAUGACUUCAGUAAUGUAGCCUCUGAAUUUUAGAGGUGAUGAGCACCUGCAGCUCUUGCUGAUUUUGCUGAGAGUUGACUGCUCAGCACCUCUGAGAGUCAGGAGCAUUUUUUCAACAGCUCAGCACCCACAACUGGGUCUUAUCUCUUACCAGAUGAUUCCCAUGCUGGGUUUUCUAAAGAACUCAGCAUCCAAAACACUGAGUGCUCUGGGAACCAGCCCUCAAAGUUGGUACUGUGGCUUUAAAAAUGCAAAGCUGUCUGUGCUAAGUCUGGAGGGGGACUCUACCUCAUUUCCAUAUUGUGAAAAGCAGUCACAUUAACACACUGUCAGUUAAAGAAAUCUUAUACAAAAAUUAUCCAGAUUGGUCCCUGCGUCUGCCAUUAGUAACACCUAGAAUCAUGAAAGCCAAAAAAAAAA